Messenger RNA from Portunus trituberculatus (swimming crab), 6377 nucleotides. Its product is annotated as ABC transporter A family member 1-like. The coding region runs from base 593 to 5803 and encodes 1736 amino acids. The record is from RefSeq and is a predicted model, not a curated record. Gene Ontology annotation, cellular component: membrane; intracellular membrane-bounded organelle. The transcript has 33 exons. Gene Ontology annotation, biological process: lipid transport; transmembrane transport. NCBI's taxonomy places the organism in Eukaryota, Metazoa, Arthropoda, Malacostraca, Decapoda, Portunidae. Gene Ontology annotation, molecular function: ATP hydrolysis activity; ABC-type transporter activity; ATP binding.
AGAGCAAAGUUCACACUCAAGAGAGUCAAUAUUUCUGAUAUUGGUAUUGCAAGUAUCACAUGGAUAUAAAUUCUCACUUGAAGCCUGAGACUCAGCAUCUUGGUACUCUGUGCCCUCCAAGCUAGACCCUGCAGCCCUAUCAGCCUGAGACCCAUGACCUCUUCCCCACUUGCUAGGCAUUGAGGAUAGAGACAAUAAAACACCAAGAAGAACAGAAAGCAAACAGAACAAUAAAGAACACAGGACAAAACAGGCACAAGAACAUAGAGCACAAAAAGCAACUUAGACUACUACAACCUCACGACAGCACCUCCUACCUGCUAAAAAGACAAAGGAAAAUAUGGUAAACAACAAACACUGAACUACUAAAAAAAGGACAAACACCAAAAACAAGUACAAAGGUCAGGAUAUACUGCCCGAUACUUGGUAAAAAACUGUGACUUAAUAGCAAGGAAGAAAAAUACCAAUUAGUCAGGGGAAAAAACAGCUGUCAACACCACAACAUGGUAGGAACUAGCCAGCAUACGUCCAUCCUCCACAGCAGCCAGUGGACAACCUUGGAGACCUGGAAAGAACAGGCACCAGAGAAUUAAUGAAUAGCCUGCAACUAAAUGAUAUGCAGGACAUCACACAUGAGACAAGAAUGCCAACACCAGCCUGGGAUAGGGACCCUGAGGGGAAGGCCUUUAGGGAGAGCAUGAAGGAAGGCAGCUAUGUGGCACAAUUUCAGGCUCUCAUCUUCCGUAAUUUGGCCAUUAAAAAACGUGACAGGCGGAAAUCACUAGCUGAGCUGUUGAUGCCUCUCUACUGGAUAAUGAUUCUGGCAAUCAUUCGGCUCUCCAGCAAUGGUGAAGUGUUGGAGCCGGUGGAGGUUCCACAUGGGCGGGGCUCCCUCAUGGAUAGUGCUGUCUUUUUGAAUUCUAAAACGCUUCAUGUGGCUCCUAAAACUCACAAGGUAGGAGAGGUGAUGGAUGCAGUGCUGAAUAUUGCAGAAGGACUGAUUACUAAUAUUUCUGUUCAAUACUACAAGAAUGAAACUGAGUUCUUGAACCACUUCUUGGCCAACAAAGCCUCAGUAAAAGUUGGAGUCAUAUUUGAAGAUGAUCCUCUGACUAACAAGAGCUACACACUGAGGUUCAAUCCCUUGUUCACAUUUCUUCCAUCAGAUGGACUGUGGAGCGCAGGACAGGAAUGCCGCAAUGGGAACAAUACUUCUGAGCUGCAGGCAUAUGUCUGCUCUCCCAAUAGCUACUUCUAUUCUGGGUUUUCAGCACUGCAAACCAUCAUUGAUAUGGCUCUGACUAAUCUGACCACUGGUGCAAAUGUCCAAGUACCAAAUGUCACACUUGAAAACUUUCCAAGAGGAGGUUUUCAGUCAGAUGGAGGCACAGUCCUCCGCUCCAUUGUGCCACUGUACAUGGUGUUUGCUUGGGCACAGUUUAUUGUAUACAUGAUGAUGCUUGUGGUGGAAGAAAAGGAGAAGAAGCUGAAAGAGAGCAUGAAGAUGAUGGGAUUACGUGAUUCUGUUUAUUGGUUGUCGUGGUUUGCCAUAUAUGCUGCAUAUGUGCUUUUUUUAUCCUUGGUUUGCAUCAUUCUACUGCCGCUCGCCAAUGUCUUUCAGAAGGCUAAUAUCUUCCUCUUGUUCCUAGUGUUCAUCCUUUAUGGCUUUUCCUCCAUCAUGUUUGGCUUCAUGCUAACACCUUUCUUCAAUAAAGCAAAAGUUGCAGGAGUUGUUGGGAAUCUGGUCCAGAUCUCCUUCAGCCUUCUGUUUUACCUCCAAGUCUACCUUGAAGAUGAUGUGUCCCCUGGAGUUUUCUGGGCUCUUGGACUCCUCUCUCCCUGUGCAUUUGCCUUUGCAAUUGACAAGGUGAUCCUGUUUGAUAUCUCUGGGAAUGGUCUGACCUAUGACUCUAUCUGGGAUGGCAAAGGACUCCCCUUUGCUGGCAGCCUUAUCAUGAUCACUAUCGACAUAUUCCUCUAUCUGUUUCUGGCAUAUUACCUGGAUAACGUUUUUCCAAGUGAAUAUGGCACCAAAAGGAAGCCUUGGUUUAUAUUUCAGAAGUCAUUUUGGGUAAAAAGUCGUAGCAAAUUGUAUAAGUUGUCACUUGCUGAUGGUGUCAUCAAUCAAGUAUUUUCAGCUGAACUUCCAGACAAUCCAGAUGUGGAGUCGGUGUCUGCCGAGUUGAAGCAGAGGACAGCUGUACGUAUUCGUAAUUUGGAGAAGAUUUUCAGUUCACGAGGAAAGAAACCUGUAAAAGCAGUGAACGAUUUCAGCUUGGACAUCUAUGAAGGGCAGAUAACAGCCAUCCUGGGUCACAAUGGAGCUGGCAAGACAACACUAUUCAACAUCCUGACAGGCAUGACUGCUCCCACCCAAGGGUCAGCAACCAUCUUUGGCCUGGACAUCAGUGACAUAAAUGAGCUGACAGAAAUCCGGAAAAACACUGGCAUUUGUCCACAGCAUGACGUUGUCUUCCUUUCCCUCACUGCCAGGGAACACCUCCGCUUCUUUGCCCGCAUUAGAGGAGUCCCUUCAGAUAAGAUAGAAAGUGAGGUUGAGCAAACUCUGAAGGAGGUUUAUUUAAAUGAGAAAGCAGACACUUUGGCUUCAGAUCUCUCAGGUGGACAGAAGAGAAAAUUGUCUAUUGCCAUUGCACUUAUCGGAGACCCCAAAUUGAUCUUCUUGGAUGAACCGACAGCAGGAGUUGAUGCUUACUCACGCAGGAAAUUGUGGACAUUAUUGAAAAAUAGAAAGGAAGGGAAGGUGAUUCUUUUGACGACACACUUUAUGGAUGAAGCAGACAUUCUUGCUGACCGGAAGGCAAUAAUGUCUAAGGGCACGCUGAGGUGCUGCGGAACGUCUCUCUUCCUCAAGAACAAAUUUGGCCUGGGAUAUCAUCUCACGUUGAUUGUGCAGGAGAAUUCUGAUGAACAAAUAGUACUUAAAAUUCUGAAAAAAGUCAUCUCAGAUGUCCAGCUGGCCCGGUAUUAUGGCAAAGAAAUGUCAUUCAUUCUCCCAUCUGACUCUUCAUCACGGUUUCCUUCCCUCUUCAAGCAGCUGGACCUGAGUGUUGCCAGUGCUCAGGAAGGCAUUGAGGGCUAUGGGGUUUCCAUGACUACUCUAGAGGAGGUGUUUUUGGUGCUGAAUGAUGAGAGUGAAGAGGGUGAACUUGGCUCUAUGAACAAUGUGGGCCAGCAGAUGAUUCGUGAAAAGUCCCCAUCAGCCUCUCCUUCCCAUACUUCCUCACUUCAAGAGAGUGGAGCACAGGACAACUACAUGGCAGCAAAUAAAGGCUUUGUAAUUGAAAAUGUGGAAGUCAAGAGAGAGGACUGGAGAGCCUUUCUUGCACUGCUGAAGAUUCGUUUUACGAACGUGAUACGGGAACCAGCAGCAGUGAUAUUCUUGAUCCUCUUCCCACUUGCCUUCACCAUCGGAUCUAUUGCCCUGGCAAACUCCCAGAAGAUAAAGAUUUCCACAAAUAAAGUUAUUGGCUUAAAUUCAAGUAUGUACGAUAAGAAAUUCCAGGGAACACUCCUGCACAACGCUACAGGUCAUGACCUCAAUGGUCUAGUGUCCACUCUCUCUGCAGCAGACAUGGAGGUUGGUCUUUACCCUGGGAACUAUUCUGAUCUUCUGAAUGAAGACUACAACAUGGGAGCCUACAGUGUUCACAGCUUCCCUAGAAUGAAUAGUGUGGAGGACAUAGCAGAAGUGAAGGUGGGUUUCAAUGACUCCUACAUGCACUCCAUUCCCAUACUAGUGAACCUCCUCAAUAAUGGUAUUAUGAGCUCCAUUAUGAAUGCCACCAACACAAUCAGUGUGUUCUCCAACCCUUUGCCCAUCAACAAGGAGGGUAUAGAGUUUGAUGCAUCAACCUUUGUCGCCCCUAUGAUGAUUGGCUUUGCAUUCACCAUCAUUCCUGCUGGGUUGACCAUGGACCUUGUCCAUGACAGGGAGAUCAAAGCAAGAUACAUGCUUAGGCUGAAUGGAGUUGGAUUCCACAUCUACUUCUCAUCUUACCUCAUUACAAUGAUAGGCAUCUACUUGAUAUCCUACUUUGGUCUCCUGAUAAUUGUUGCUGCAUUUGGAGUCAAAUCACUUAUUAUUCCCCCAGCAUUUGGUGCUCUUGCCCUCCUCUACUUCCUCUACAUGCCAGCUGCUAUUCUUUUUUCAGCCGUCAUGAGCUACAUGUUUGACAAGUCUGAAACUGCCCGCCAGUUUUACCCAAAUUUAGUUACAACACUGGGUUUCAUAACCUACACAGUAGUGGCACUUGUUGACAUGCUUGUUCAAAGCAGUACAAAUCCAGCACAAAUUUUACACAUUAUAUUAACAGUAAUCUUUCCUCCUUACAUACCAUUUGGGUUGAUGUAUUACAUUAACAAGGUAUAUAUAGAAUGCUCAAUAUUUAACACUUGUGACACUCUCUCUGCUAGUAACUACAUGACAACAGAAAUUAUUGUCCUGUUUGUGGUGACAGUUGUCAGUAUUCCUGCAUGGUACUUAAUGCUGAGGGUGGCAGACUCUGUCAAGCUGGGGGGCAACUGGCAGUCAGCUUUAUGGAUAAAGAGCCCAAGAAAAGUUGAUCAUUUAGACCACCUGCAAGAGAAUGGUGUGGAUGAAAUAGAUGAGGAUGAGGAUGUGAAACAGGAGAGGGAAAAUGUAGCAGCUGCCAUUCAUGAUACUUCCUCUACUUCCCCAGUCCUUAUUCAUAACCUUGGCAAGACAUACAAGAAAGACACAGGAAAGAGCAAUCCUUGUAGAGGGAACAAGGAAAGUGAACAAUUCUGUGCAGUGAAGAGUGUGUCAUUUGAGGUCAAGCAGAGUCAGGUGUUUGGUUUGCUGGGUCCUAAUGGUGCAGGCAAGACAACAACACUCAGUAUAAUGACAGCAGAAGAGAGUGCCUCAUGGGGAAAAGUACAGAUAUGUGGAGAGAGCAUCCAGUCAAGCUUAUCUUCUGUAUUUGAGGCGAUGGGAUACUGUCCCCAGCAUGAUGCUCUCUGGAAUAACAUCACAGUAGCUGAACACAUCGCUGGCUAUGCUGAGAUACGUGGCAUCAGGAGAGACCAAGUUAAACUGCUGGUGGACAUGUAUGUUAAAGGUCUUGAGAUAGAGGAACAUAAGGACAAGAAAAGUAAAGACUGUUCUGGAGGCACCAAGAGGAAACUGAGCUACAUUCUCAGCAUGCUGGGUCAACCUCGAGUGGUGUUGCUCGAUGAACCCUCAACAGGGAUGGACCCAAAAUCAAAGCGCUUCUUGUGGAACUCCAUCCUCUCUUCUUUCCGAGAUGAGCGCAGUGCUAUAUUGACAACACAUUCCAUGGAGGAGGCUGAUGCCCUCUGUUCUUCCAUUGGCAUCCUGGUUCGUGGCAGUAUGAGAUGCAUUGGACCCAUUCAGUACCUCAAGAAUAAGUAUGGCAGAGGAUACACAUUGGAGGUAAAGGUGAAGCCCAACAGAGCACCAAUGUCCAUCAGCAAUGCCAGCUCCCCCAGCCACAUCAUCUCUGCUGAACUAGGAAACAGUAUAAUCAGGGAAGUUCAGCAAAAGGUCAUGGAAACAUUCCCAAAUGCAGUACUGGAUGAGCAGUUUGAUGAGCGGCUGAUUUACAAAGUUCCUCAGACUGAUGUGAUGAGUCUGGCUCUGAUUUUUGAGAUGCUUGAAAAGACCAAGAGUGAUGGCUUGGUGGAUGAAUAUGCACUCAGCCAGACCACCUUAGAGCAGAUCUUCUUGCAGUUUGCUCGCCAGCAGGAGGAAGAGGAUGACAAGGAGGAGAGUGGAGAUGAUAUCUCUCAACUUGAAUGAGAAAUUAACUAUAUAUUGUAUGAUUGAGUACUCCAUGUUUUGUAUUUGUAUAAUUCAAAAGAAAGAAAAAUCUGUCCAUUCAUAAAUAUUGGUAAGCAUGAAUAGUCUGAUACUUUUUUCAUAAUUUUAGAAACUUGAAUUUCAGAUUUGUUUUCAUGCUUGUAAUGUGCAAUGAUACACUUUACUGCAACAGUACGACUGUGAUACGACUCAUUUCCUUUUCAACCCAAAUUUUACUGUCCUUUUCAUCUCAUGCCCUCUCCAUGUAGGAUAAAAGACCUCUGGGAUCUCUAAUAUCCCUGCUUUUUUUUCUUUCUGAAAGAGAGAGAGAGAGAGAGAGAGGACAAUGAAAUAUUUGAAAAAUAGUAUGAAAUAUUAAGAUGUAUGACAAUAGCUUCUUAUCUUGGAGACAAGAGACAAAGAAAGAUACUAACUUUGGAAAAAAAAAAUAGAUUGCACAAGCAUGCAAAUACUCCUUAAAAUGGUGAUUGCUGUCAUCUCUCUUUGCUUCUUGCUUCUAACUUAACUGACUUGUCGCCUAUUCUUUACAUAGUCAAUACACUGAGGCAUUGCA